AUGGAAGUGAGUUUUCCGGGGACUGCCCUGUGCACACGUGACGAGCCUGAGCCCCCGAGGCUACUUAGAAACAACAUCGCCAAAGAUACACGCGUGUGCGUGAACGUGGCUGGUCUGCAAAGACAUUGGCGACCCCCUUCCUCCAAACCAGGCUCCCCUCUCUUCUCCCCCCUUUGCUGCAGCCGAUCUCUCUCCUCCAGGACCCCGGCGACCAUGUGAUCGCCAUGAUAGAGAUCCCGAGGAAAUGCUCUCUUCGUGCGCCUCCCUUCCUUGGGAAGAUCUCUAUGAUCGGCGCGGCCGUGCGCGCCGGAGCCGGGGGAGUGGCUCCGAUCCCGGGGUGUUUCCAGCAGCCUCCGGGCUCGGCUCGCUGGCGGAGAGGCGCUUUCUCGCCAGAGACCGGGAUGCCGUCAUAAGGUAACGAAACAAAAGAGCAAAACCAGAUCGGGAAACUCAUGUUUGGCGGUGUGUUUUUUUGUGUGCACUUUCUUAGCUCUGCUAGCAAGCGGGGCCGGGGCGCGCGCGCGCCCUGCACGGUGCAACCCGCUUCGCUUUUGCAGAUCUUCAGGGUCGGCUGCAUGCAUGGUUUUUCCCCGGGAUGUGUUUUUCUGCAUGCAUAGUUUUUCUUGGUGUGUGUUUUUCUGCAUGCAUAGGUUUUCUCGGGAUGUGUUUUUCUGCAUGCAUAGUUUUUCUUGGUGUGCGUUUUUCUGCAUGCAUAGCUUUUAUCGGGGCGUGUUUUUCUGCAUGCAUAGUUGUUGUUGUUUUCUCGGGAUGUGCUUUUCCUGCCUGUGCCCACACUUCUUCUCUUGGAGCAAGUCCCCUCGGGACAGCAAACAUGGAGCGGGUUGCACAACGCGCUCACAAAACGCGAUCUGUGGAUGUUGUCCGGAUGUGCUUCCGAUUUCUGGGUGGUUUUUGGUGAUAUUUUUGGAGGGGAGGAAGGCGGGAUUUCCCCCCUCCACACAAUGGCUUUAGACUUGUUGGCUUCGCUCUUUGUGCUCAGAGCAUCAAUCCCUAUGUUUGAAAACACGGUGGGCUCCCCACUUUUUGGGGGGGGCAUUAGCAAUGUAUAUGCACAGCGUUUUCAAGUGGUAGAUCUGUGCAUAGGAUGUGCUUUGCAAGACGCACAUAAAAUGCGUUUGAUUAGAAUUAUUUUUUAUUAUUAAUAGCACAGGAGAUAAUAGAAAUGGAAUUUGCAAGCAGAUCCUAGGAACCUAGGUGAAAUACAUUCGGAGUCGAGUGUGAAUUUCAUGCUCUUUAUUCAGCUCAUAGUAGCAAUGAAUGAAACUUUCCCCAAAACGUCUAGCUAUAUAUACAUUAUUUACACAUUGGGCCCCGCGUGAUUGGCUAAUUCCGGGGUGCUCCUGUAGGCCAAUCAGGUUGCUGAUCCACCACCUCCAGAAGCCUGAUUGGCUGUUCCUGCAGGCCAAUCCUGGUCGCUGAUUCACUUCUACCUGGAGCUGGAUUGGGUGGCUCUUGCGGACCAAUCAGACUGCUGCACUCUGGAUCCUAUUGUUCUAGGAUUCAGCUCAGUACACAACACUAGGAAAAUGCUUUAUGGUAAACCAGACCAGUGGUCCAUCUAACUACAACCUUGGCUGCUGUCCCCCAGCCCUGCCUGGAGAUGACAAGGACUGAACUUGGGACCUUCUGCUCUAGCACUGAGCUGCCACCCUUUCUUAAAUGUUACCGGGGUUUACCUGCCUUGGAAGAGUCUGGGUGCUUCUUUCAUUUCUUUGGGGGCUGCAGGUAGGCACCUCGGACUUAACAGGUCCCCUACAACAGGUAGAUUGUGAUCUACUGGUAAAUCACUGGAUGUCUCAGCAACUUUGCCUCGCCUAAUAACAGCUAGUAUUUUUAUAAUGUGAGUACCUUAUUUGCUCUGUAAGACGCACCAGACCAUAAGACGCACCUAGUUUUUGGAGGAGGAAAACAAGAAAAAAAAUAUUCUGAAUCUCAAAAGCCAGAGCAACAAAAGGGAUCGCUGCACAGCGAAAGCAGCAAUCCCUCUUGCUGUUCUGGCUUCUGGGAUAGCUGCGCAGCCUGCAUUCGCUCCAUAAGACGCACACACAUUUCCCCUUACUUUUUAGGAGGGAAAACGUGAGUCUUAUAGAGCAAAAAAUACGGUAGAUCACAGUCUCUUGGGAGUUGGACGUGCCUGCCAUACGGUAAAGGAGCGAGCUAGAGAAAGACCCUGAUGUUAAGGAAGUUGAUACGAGUUUUAGUUUGCAUUGGUAAAACACUUGCUUUCAACCCUUAGGGGCUCAUGCAAGUGUGUGGCCUUUGCUUUCCUCUUAGGCUUAAUUAGGCUUGCAAUUAACCCUCUUGUUAUACUUGCAGUUCAGGAUAAUGAAAGGGUGGGUUUCAUUUUUGCACACAGUGUCUAUCCAGCAAUCGAAAUCUGCCAGGCGCAUUUUGCACCUGCCUAUUGGCCACAUGCAGCCGAAUGAAGAUGCCCAGGCGUCAGGAUGGUGUCUGAUGUCUCCACCAUUUGGAGGUGCAUGCCUUCAAGAUCCUUGGGAUUUUUUUCUUUUUUAAGUGGCUACAUACAAAUUCAAUAAAACAGAGACUACAGCACAAAGCAACACAUAGUGUCGCAAUAGCAUUUCCUAAGCAGCUCCAAAACCAGCCACAAUGUGUUGAUUAAAAACCAGAGGAAACAAAAUAGUUUUUCAACUACCUGCCUAUAUUAUACGAAGCAGGUGCCAAAUGUCAUUUUACAUGGAUCCUUGGAUCUUGACUCUUUUCACACGCUAGCAACGCACCCUGCAGAAUUCUAACCAUUACAGUGGUACCUUGGGUUACCAAACGCUUCAGGUUACAAACUCCGCUAACCCAGAAGUAGUUGCUCCAGGCUGCGAACGUUGCCCCAGGAUAAAAACGGAAAUCGCGCACCAGCGGUGUGACAACAGUGGGAGGCCCUGUUAGUGAAAGUGUGCCUCAGGUUAAGAAAGGUUUCGGGUUAAGAACAGACCUCCGGAACAAAUUACUGUAUUUUUCGCUCUAUAAGACGCUCUAUAAGACGCACCACAAGAUGCACCUAGUUUUUAGAGGAGGAAAACAAGAAAAAAAUAUUCUGAAUCUUAGAAGCUAGAACAGCAAGAGGGAUCGCUGCGCAGUGAAAGCAGCAAUCCCUCUUGCUGUUCUGGCUUCUGGGAUAGCUGCGCAGCCUGCAUUUGCUCCAUAAGACGCACACACAUUUCCCCUUACUUUUUAGGAGGGAAAAAGGGAGUCUUAUAGCGCAAAAAAUACUGUAAGUUCGUAACCCGAGGUACCACUGUAUAUUUUAUCUGCACAAUCAGAAUUGAUUUCAAGGAACCAAAAAGUCGUAUUGAAAAAUUCAGCUUUUGAGCCAGUCUGGGCCCAAAAUGGCAACUGGACAUUCUGUUUUGGUGACUGCAAUUCUGAUUUAAGGACCCAUUUGGCGCCUAGUUUAUAUAUCUGAGUUUCUAGCACUAAUACGGUGGUACCUCAGGUUACAUACGCUUCAGGUUACAGACUCCGCUAACCCAGAAAUAGUGCUUCAGGUUAAGAACUUUGCUUCAGGAUGAGAAGAGAAAUCGUGCUCCGGCGACAUGGCAGCAGCAGGAGGCCCCAUUAGCUAAAGUGGUGCUUCAGGUUAAGAACAGUUUCAGGUUAAGUACAGACCUCCGGAGCGAAUUAAGUACUUAACCUGAGGUACCACUGUAUCUGGAGGAUGAAGUGGAACUUAUACCUUGCCUUAAUGGUGUUGUAUGUGGAUCCAGGGAGCUAUUGAGCUAUGGGGUGUGUUUGAAAUGCGGAUACCCCACAAGCCGCCACUUUGAUUAAAGUGGGACUAAUAGCUGCUUUCAGGAGAUGGAGGUGACUUCAGUCUAAAAAGCACCGUGGGGGGAGUUAACGCCUCCUUUCCCAGCACCGCCUGCUCCGAGCCAAUUCAGCUUCUUUGAGCUUUUUAUUUUUUAUUUAAAGGCAUUGAGAUGUUCAACAAUAGAUCUCCUGCGUCAUGCGCGGUUUGGCUCUGAAUGUGCGUGUCAGUGGUGGCCUUGAGGAACUGCUUUUAGCAGAGCUGAAAAACUACAGUAUAGCAAUUUACCUCCAGGUUAAAAAAAAUAACAAUUUCCCUCCAGUGAAGCUAGUGAUUCAUGUUCUUUUGUUAAGGGACAUCCUGAGCCCCCAAAGAGCGGCAAAAACAAGAAGGGGGAAAAAAGGAUUCCACUUUAGAGGGUGGGGGUGAGACUUCCCCCCUGAAAAAAUGAAAAUGAAGGCUAACGGUCAAUGAGAUCAGAAGGUGAUGGUAAAGAAAGUACUUGGUAAAAUUCGUUUGGCAGUAAUGGAAGAGAAUGUACACAACAAACUGUCAAUAGUGUUAGAAACUUGGAUAGAUAAUUUAGGCUCCGAAUGGUUCCUUAAACUGAGGUUACAGUCACCAAAAUGGAAUAUCUAGUUGCCAUUUUUGGGCAAGACGGCUCAAAUCACAGGCUGACUGUGAUUGAUUAUCAGUUCAACAUCUGGCUAGUUCAAAUGACAACCUUGAGCUGGGUUAAGCACAGGCAUCCCCAAACUCGGCCCUCCAGCUGUUUUGGGACUACAACUCCCAUCAUUCCUAGCUAACAGGACCAGUGGUCUGGGAUGAUGGGAAUUGUAGUGCAGAAACAAGCUGGAGGGCCAGGUUUGGGGGUGCCUGGUUAAGAACUUUGAGCACCGAAAGAAUAAAAGUCUCUUUAUCCAGGGACAGUCCACAAAACCAACAUAAACAACAAAGACAAAAUCAUAGGAACCAAUUAAUAUAUUAUCAGAACAAGCAAACAGACAAAACCCCCACAAAGGUGCUAUAUAAUAACAAACAGUUAUAUUUUUAUCUGCACAAUUGGAAUGAAUUUCUGGAACCAAAAUGCUUUUUCCUGUGCAGCCUGAGCAGCAAUAGUCACAAUUAAGAAAAAGAGGUUUGAAUAGACCAAUAUAUAUAUAUAUAUAUAUAUAUAUAUAUAUUUAUAUAUAUAUAUAUAUGGAUUGUCACUGGAUCAAGUGACUUUUCUUCUUUAAGUUCUCAAAGCUCUUAGACUAGCUCAAGUUUGUAAUCUGAACUCGCCGGAUGUUUAACUGAGAAAAAAUCACAGCCAGUCCAUCAUUUGAAAAAUAAGACUUUAGAGCCGUCUUGCUAAAAAAUGGCAACUAGACAUUCUGUUUUGGUGACUGUAACCUUGAUUUAAGGAGCCAUUUUGUGCCCAACACUGCUCCAUGGCCUGCAAAUGCUCAAUUUUCUUGUGCUUUCUUGUUGAGAUUUGCAACUUGUCUUACAAGGUAAAUAACGUGAACUACGGAAGGGCUAUUUUGAGGCUGCCGAGCUGCCGCUGUGGCAACAGCGGAACAGAUGCAAGUUCUAAAAGGUGCCUGGUUUUUAAAGGGGAUUCUUUCCCUAUAUCCCCUCUUUUGUUCCGGAUACGUUACAAUUUUUCAUUGUAAAAGAAAAAGAAAAAUGCCAGUAUUUUCCCAGAAAAUGGAGAGCACUGGCUGGUGCUGAUAGGAGUUGUGAUCCAAAACACCUGGAAGGCAACAGGUUGAGGGUAUAACAUUGCCCGGUUUGCAGAUGCAUAUAGAUCACUUGAUUUCUGAAAAGUGUCGUUUUUGUGGGGAUGUGAAAUGAUAUGAACAUCGGCAUUUCUCUUGGAGGCAGAAUUUGAGAGGCUGGCUUAUUACAGGUGACAAGUCCCUAAUGUGCUGAAGUUGGACACACAUUAAAGCAUCCGGAUGUUUUGGAAGUUGCAGUCCAAAUCAUUCUAGACGAUAGCAGGUUGCUGAUGGUUGCUUUUAGAAAUUGCAUUCCCUCGUGUGAGGGAGAAGAAAAAAGGGGGCUUGUUGGUCUCAGGUGCAAUAGGUCGGUCAGUUUGAGCCCCUUACAUUGCAGGGGCUUGAACUAGCUGGUCCUCAUGGUCCAUUUCAGCUCUAAAAUUCUCUGCUUCUCUUUCUAAAAAUCUUUUUUAUUGAUUUUUUUCACAGAAAACUUUACAGGUUUUGACACAGACCAUAAAUUACUUUAGCCAUAGACUUCCCGCCCUGCCCCCCUUUUCCAUGGUUUCCAUAUUUACCCUUUAAAGCUGCAAAUUUCACGUAUAAUAUUCAUUGCAGCCAUUUUAACCUAUUUAUCUUAAUACAGUGGAACCUCGGUUUCCGAGUGUCUCAGAAGCCAAAUGAUUUGGAAGCCAAACGCCGAAAACCUGGAAGUAAUUGUUUCUGUUUUCGAACGCGCCUCAGAAGUUGAAUGGCUCCCGCUGUGUGUUUUUCCAUUUUUUCAAUGGAUUUUGCCGCCUAUUGUUUUUUGAAUGUUUUGGAAGUUGAAAGGUCUUCCGGAACGGAUUACGUUCGAAAACCGACGUUCCACUGUAAUUAAUACUGAUGCUUGUAUUUCAAAUCGUGCUCACGUUUUCAUCUCGCUAUAAUAGUUCUUUAAAUACGCGAUAAAAAGUUUCCAGUUCUCAAUGAUUAUUAUUUUUUGUCAUUUUGGCCUCUAAUCAUUACUGUUAAUCUCGCCAGUUCCACCUACUGCAUCAUUUUCAAAAACCAUUUACAGUUCUUUGAUUCUCUGAUCCCCAUCCCUCAUACAACCUUUGAAAGGAAGGGGAGGAAAGAGGUGAGCAUCUCCUAUUAAGUCUAGAGAGUAAUGAGUCUUUGUGCCUUGCUGUUCCUAGGUGACGAUGGAAAUCAGUGGCUUGCCACUGGAGUUGUGGCGCCUGAUAUUGUCCUACUUGCGCCUUCCGGACCUUGGCCGCUGCAGCUUGGUUUGCAGAGCGUGGUACGAACUCAUCCUCAGCCUGGACAACACCCGGUGGAGGCAGCUUUGCCUGGGCUGCAUCGAGUGCCGGCACCCAAAUUGGCCCAACCAGCCCGACGUGGAGCCCUGGUCGUGGAGGGAAGCCUUCAAACAGCAUUACCUCGCUUCGAAAACCUGGACCAAGAACAGCCAGGACCUCGAAUCCUCCAACUGCUUCUACCUGUUCAGAAGGAAGAAGGACCGGCGCGUCCUUUGCGUGGGUCCCGGCUGCGAGUUCGAAAAUCUCCGGAGUGCCUUGGUUUCGGCGUGUGUUUAUGACCGGAUCGUCCUGUUGCCCGGAGUGUACGAAGAGCAGGGCGAAGUCUUCCUUAAGGUCCCUGUGGAAAUUAUGGGGAGGGGCAAACUCGGAGACGUGGCUCUCCUGGUGAGCUUCGACCAGCACUGUCCAACCGUGAGGUUAUGCAAUUUGGUCUUCAUGCCAGCUUGGUUCACGCCCAUCAUAUAUAAGGUGAGUGUGAAUGGGUGGGAGGACUGUAAGGCUCUCCAGAUAUCGUUGGACUACAAUGCCCAUCAUCCUGAUGACUGGGGCUGAUGGGACUUGGAGUCCAACAUCUGGAGCUACCACCACCUUGUCUACCACUUACCGUAUAUUUCGCUCUGUAGGACACACUUUUCCCCCUCCAAAAAUUAAGGGGAAAUGGUUGUGCAUCCUAUGGAGCGAAUGCAGGCUCCUUGGCUUCAGGGAAAGCAACGCGAAGCCUCCAAAGCGCCGAGGGAGCGCUCCCUCUGCGCUCUGGAGGCUAUGCGUUGCUUUCACUGAAGCCUGGAGAGGGAGAGGGGUCGGUACGCACUGACCCCUCUCGCUCUCCAGGCUUCAGGGAUCGCCGCCUGAAGCCUUUGGAGCGCAGCGGGACCUUGCGCUGCGCUCCAAAGGCUUUGGGUUCCCUUUGCUGAUGCCGGGAGAGCAAGACUCUCCUGGCUUCAGCAGAGAGGGAGAGCUGCACAUCGCCCCUUCAGCCAAGCGGGAGGAGAAAUGGAAGGGGCUCCGUUUCUCCUGCCGCUUCACUGAAGGGGCGCUGAGCAGAGAGGGGGAGAAUUUUUUCCCCUUGUUCUCUCCCUCUAAAACACGGUGCGUCCUAUGGUCGGGUGUGUCCUAUAGAGCGAAAAAUACGGUGCCUUUGUGGAUCAAGCAGGGAACUCUGAGCACCACUAAGUAUAACAGAAUGGGCAAUGGAUGGAUCUGAACCAAGUGACGCAGUCCAUUGAAGGUUCUCUUGCUCAGGUUGUAGCACAUUGAACGAGAGCUUCGCGAGAGCAUGAUGGUUUCUGUUUCGGGCAUGAAAAUGUCAGAUCGGUCGUGCAGCAGGGGUAGGCUGGGAUCAUGCCUCAAUCAUCCCCCCAGGACAGGUAGAAGACCAAGAGUAAACUGGGAGGUCCUGUACUUAUGACUAUUGCUUUUAAAAUUUGUUUUUAUUAAAAGGUGUACAAAGGUACACACAGGUUCUCAGUUUUCAGAUCAUAGAGUCCUUUGUACAGAGACAUUACUGUUGUAGGCAGUAUGGGGUUGGGGGGUGAGGGAAGUGGGGAGAGAGGGGAGGAAAAAGAAGUGUGUGGGGGAGACAGUAAAGAUCCAUUCUUGAUUAAUAAAUUUAUUUAUUUGUUUUUUCAAAUUAGAGUUUUACAAUCACAUAUCCAACAUACAACAUAAAAACAAGAUUCCAAAGUAUUUCCCUCCUCCCCUUGGCAGGUCCUAUUAUUAAUCAUUUCCUCCUGCAUCUUUUAUAAUAAUCCAGAUCUUUUACAUCUCCCAUUAUAUCCAAAAUUCACCAUUAAACUACAAGUGUUAUUCCAAUCCUACUAACAAUUUUGUUUACAAUGGUUUUUAAGGUAAAUUAUAAAUUUCCCCACGUUUCAUUCUUUUACAUAGUCUACGAGCAGAAGUUUUGUUUUGGCAUCACUUGAGUAGGUAUCUUUAUUUUUUGCUGGCGGUGCACGAGAUCAGGAAGCCCAGGGCAUGGCCGGUUGUAACCGGUGGGUUGCAGUGUGUUUUGUUUGUGUGAUGGGAAUGUAUAGUAACUGUAUCAACUAGCCAUAUCGAUUUGUGUGCUGUUGGGGGAUCAGUCAUUGUCUUGUUGGCCCACAUGUGUAAUAAAGGGGAGCCACACCGGGGUGAAGGCAUCUUCCUUCGUUUGUCCCCAUGCUCGUUUCCAUUGGUUAGCUACCUUUCUAGUAGGGCAGCUUCCCAUGCGGUCUCCCUUGGGUUCGUUUGGUAAUCUUCUUGGUGUCUGUUGUGAAAUUGUUUUGUGACUGUGAAAUAGUGGUACAGUGGUACCGCAGGUUAAGUACUUAAUUUGUUCCGGAGGUCCGUACUUAACCUGGAACUGUUCUUAACCUGAAGCACCACUUUAGCUAAUGGGGCCUCCUCCUGCUGCUGCUGCCGCGCUGCCGGAGCCCGAUUUCUGUUCUUAUCCUGAAGCAAAGUUCUUAACCUGAAGCACUAUUUCUGGGUUAGCGGAGCCUGUAACCUGAAGUGUAUGUAACCUGAAGUGUCUAUAACUGCACAGUCAUACCUCAGGUUACAGACACUUCAGGUUGCGUGUUUUGGGGAUACGGACACACCGAAACCCGGAAGUACCGGAAUGGAUUACUUCCAGGUUUCGGGACUCACGCAUGCACAGAAGCGCUAAAUUGCGCUUUGCACAUGCACAGAAGUGCCGAAUCGCAAGCUGCGCGUGCGCAGACAUGGCGCUGCGGGUUGCGAACGUGCCUCCCGCAUGGAUCACGUUCGCAACCCGAGUGUCCACUGUAGUAUUAAUAAUAAUGAUAAUAAUAAUUCUAUGUCACCUAUCUGACAGGGUUGCCCCAGCCACUUGGGUGGCUUCCAACAAAAUAUGAAAAACACAAUAAAACAUCAGCCAUUAAAAACUUCCCUGAACAUAUAUUGAUCUGGUGUCAUUCUUUUUCUCUAGACAAACUCAGGCCACGUCCAGUUUGACAACUGCAACUUUGAGAACGGACAGCUUCAAAUCCAUGCCCCGGGCACUUGCCAAGUUAAAUUCUGCACUUUCAACCAGUCCACCAUCAAUUUCCACAGCGUAGCCAUCUGCCUGCUGGAAAACUGUGAGUUUGUGGGCAGUGAAAAUGCCUCGGUGACUGUGGAUGGCUGCCCAUCUGUGGACAGGAACUGGGCCUGUAAGCACUUGAGCACAUUGGCCAAAUCCUGCUCCGCUUCGCUACAGAUGCCGGAGCUACAGACACAUUGCAGCGCAUCGAAGCUGGAGAGCCGGGGGCCUCUGCUGACGAGCGUACGGACCUGUGAAAUUGUGGUGGGUGGGGACCCUGGCAACACGCUGCCUGCUUCGCACCCUCCAGCAAUGCCGAAGAAAGGGUGCGAGAAAGGGAGCGAUGUCGCUGGGCAUCUCCAGGGGGCCAACAAGGAGGAGGCCGCGACAAUGGAGACGGAUUCUAGCGACAGCGAGCUGAGCAUGAGCAGCGAGAACGAGGAGGACGACGAGUCGAUGUGCCGGCUGCCUUACCAGGCGCAUAGCCUGAGUCACAUGCUGGCCAAGGUGAUUGACGGCAGGCCGCAGGCCGACGGCUUGGCAGCACUUCCGAGCGACUACGAGCUGAAAACUCUGCAGCAGGAGCUUCAGAAAGACAAGGAGGCGCAGUCUCUUGCCAACGCCAUGCAAGGAUGCCUCGUUCGGAAGUGUCUCUUCAGGGAUGGGAAAGGCGGCAUCUUUGUUUGCUCCCAGGGGCAAGCGAGAGUGGAAGGGAGCAUCUUCCAGGACUUGACCUAUGCUGUGCGAUGCAUACAAAACAGUAAGGUGCCGUACAAGACGAGGAGCAAAAUCUUGCAUGCCUGGGUUAAGUGGGCGGUAGUGUUCGGUCGGUUUGGGAUUUCCUUUUAUAGGCAAACAUUUUAUAACAACCUUGAGCUUCACGCCUCUUAAUAGUUGGGGAUGUCGGCCUCCUAAUUUAUGUCGCGACUUGGAAUAAUUUAUGCCUGCCAUUCCUCCCUAAGGAGAUCAGAGCGUUGUGUGCUGGAAACAGAACACCGCAGAAUACAGUCAUACCUCAGGUUGAAUAUGCUUCGAGUUGAGCGUGUUCGAGUUGCGCUCCACGGCAACCCGGAAGUAACUGAGUGCGUAACUUCCAGGUUUCGCCGCAUGCGCAAAUGCUCAAAAUGACGUCACAUGCAUGCGCAGAAGCGGCGAAAACGACACGCGUGUGCGCAGAUGUGCCGUCACUAGUUAUGUUUACCUCUGGAUGCGAACGGGGCUCCGGAACGGAUCCCGUUCAUAUCUAGAGGUACCGCUGUAUAAUAAAAAUGGUAGAAAGCAGUAAAGCAGCAGCAGCUCAAGUAAGCUAAGAUUAAAUAAAGGACCGAUUAAAUAGGAAAGUUUUCACCCAAACAGAGGCAGCAAAGAAGCCAAGAAGAAGAGUUUGGAUUUGAUAUCCCGCUUUAUCACUACCCUAAGGAGUGAUAAGCCAAAUGGAGGUUGAAUUGUAGAGUUGGAAGGGACCACAAGAAGCAUCUAGUCCAACCCCCUGUUACUCAGGAAUCUUUCGUCCAACUGGAGCAACCCAGUCAGUUGGGCAGGGUACAGAUAAUAAAAUAAUAAUAAUUAUUAUUAUCAUAACGUGGGACUCAAACCCACAACCCUGAGAUGAAGAGUCUCAUUCUCUACCGACUGAGCUAUCCCUCAUCAGUCUACUUUAAAACAGGUAGGCAAGUAAUUCUGCCAUCUGUAUAAAUUAUACAGAUUAAGAUAAUUCACAUGAGUAUUUAUUAUUUUUCUCACCUGAAUUCUUCAACACUGUUUUUGCUCAUUUUUUUGUAUACUUCUACUAGUUAUGGAAGGGACGCGGGUGGUGCUGUGGGUUAAACCACAGAGCCUAGGACUUGCCGUUCAGAAGGUCGGCGGUUCGAAUCCCCGCGAUGGGGUCAGCUCCCGUUACUCGGUCCCUGCUCCUGCCAACCUAGCAGUUCGAAAGCACACCAAAGUGCAAGUAGAUAAAUAGGUAUUGCUCCGGUGGGAAGGUAAACGGCGUUUCCAUGCGCUGCUCUGGUUCGCCAGAAGCGGCUUAGUCAUGCUGGCCACAUGACCCGGAAGCUGUACGCCGGCUCCCUCGGCCAAUAAAGCGAGAUGAGCGCCGCAACCUCAGAGUCAGCCACGACUGUACCUAAUGGUCAGGGGUCCCUUUAACUUACUAGUUAUGGAGAAUGGCAAAGACCAGGAUAUUUGAAAGGUAUUGAAACACCAAACCUACGACCAUUGAAAAACUUCGCCAGCCUCUCCCCUGGUUUCAAGUCACCAGGCGUUCAUUGCCUGUACACCUGCAGGCAUAUCAUCAUAUCCAUAAGGUUUCUUGCUUUCUUUAAAACGAAGCAGUAGCAAUGGAAAAACAGAAAACAGGAGUUUGUAGGAAAAUUAAUUUGUGAUUUCCCUACACUUAGCUUUCAAAGCAUACCUAAAGCUUGCCUGCCUUUUUUGCCAGCCCCCAAACCAGAAAGCUCAUUUGAGCGCUUGGUUGUGGGGUGCAUUUAGUUGCGGAGGCCUGGCCAAAGAGCUGAUUUCACCCAGCCACCCUCCUUGAAGUCAGAGAUCAAAAUAUGGAGAGAUUCUAUUUUCUGAAUGAGCUUUCGCAAACCUGGACCCACCCCCAGAUGUUGGCAGUCUAAAACAUCUGGAGGACACCAGGUUUCUGAAGGUGGGUCAUUCCUCAGAGAAGGGGGCUCUGGGGAGAAAGGCAGAGUUGUGGGAGUCCUCCUUGGUUGCGAUUUCCACGCCGAAGAAUUCAGAGGUCUAGCCAAGGUAGUUUUGAAAGGGCUUGGGAGAUGUUAUGUGAAUUGUAAUACAGUUUAUGGUGCCUGCAACCAUUUAUGACUAGGUCUUAAAUCCUGUGCGUAUCUCUUCAACAAUCUGGCGAGCGUGCUUCUGCUCCUUGCUUAGCAACCUUUAAAAAGGAAGCCUUUUGUGUAGGGAGCUGCUGAGAUUUUAGGAUCCUAAUUAUUCGGAGACGGUGGCCAGGAUAUUGGCAGCUCUUGGUUAUGGAAAAAAGAAUUUGGGCCACGUUAAUUGCUUAUGCCGCACCCUUCAUCCAUGAAUGCUUUGCUGCAGGGCUGGCUGACCUUUUUUGGGGACUGAGGGCCACAUUUGACCUUUGCCAAGCAUCUGAGGGCCACAUGCCUGCAGGGGAUGUGGUCACCCACACACUUGCACACACAUUUUUCCAUGCAUGCGUACACACACGCACACACACACACACACACAGCACUCCUUCCUUAUUUAAUUGUGACAAGGAGGAGGGGGUUGUUGACCCAUCCCUAAUCUGAUGAUUGGUGAGGCGGUCAUUUGCAUCCCUGUCAGGGUGCUGGGCUGGGCAGGCACCCAUCUCCCCCCCCCCUUCUUUCUGCUGCUUCCAGAACAGUAGAACUGUUUCCGUGGAAUCCGUUCCCCCAGGGGAACAGCAGCUGGGGGUCUGCCGCUUUUUACAACAAAGGUACCUUGAUAGCUGACAAAUGUAUGGUAGCAUAAGCUUUUUUUGGACCACAGUCCUCUUCAUCAAAUGCAUGAAUUGUUAUCCUCGGUUGCAGAUAUACCCGUGGGUUGUGUUUUCAUCUUGGGGUGCGCGUGUCAUAAGCAGUGAAUUCAGAGGGAAACAGAAUUCAGGAAAUGUAGUGACGAUUGCAUCAUUAAUGCCAGUAAUUCUCAAAACAGUAGCAGACGAUGCAGUGAUCCUGGCACCAGUCAGCCAAGUAAUGCAUGCAGCGUGGUGAAAACAUGUUGUCCUGAUUCAGUCCAGAACUGAUGGCAUUGAAUUUCUCGAUGAAUUCAGGGGUUCCAUAUCACAGUCUCCCUUGGAAGAUUGCUUCUUCAUCUAUUAAGGAUAGCACUUCAUGCAUCUCAGCUGGUCAGAGCGUGGUGGUGCUAACGCCAAGGUUGCAGGUUCGAUCCCUGUAUGGGGAAGCUGCAUAUUCCUGCAUUGGACUCCGUCAGGGUCUUUCCCAAUUCUACAGCACUAUGAUUCUGUCUGAUGCCAUGUGAUGUACAGUGGUACCUCGGGUUAAGUACUUAAUUCGUUCCGGAGGUCCGUUCUUAACCUGAAACUGUUCUUAACCUGAAGCACCACUAUAGCUAAUGGGGCCUCCUGCUGCUGCCGCGCCGCUGGAGCACGAUUUCUGUUCUCAUCCUGAAGCAAAGUUCUUAACCUGAAGCACUAUUUCUGGGUUAGCAGAGUCUGUAACCUGAAGUGUAUGUAACCUGAAGCGUAUGUAACCCGAGGUACCACUGUAGUCAACAGUACAGUGGUACCUCGGCUUACAUACACUUCAGGUUACAGACUCCGCUAACCCAGAAAUAGUACCUUGGGUUAAGAACUUUGCUUCAGGAUGAGAACAGAAAUUGUGUUCUGGUGGCGUGGCGGCAGUGGGAAGCCCCAUUAGCUAAAGUGGUGCUUCAGGUUAAGAACAGUUUCAGGUUAAGAACAGACCUCCAGAACGAAUUAAGUACUUAACCCGAGGUACCACUUUAGUUUAUACCAGCGGUAGCCAAUGUGAUGCCUUCCAUCUCUUUUGGGCUACAGCACCCAUCAGCCUAAGCCAGCAUAGUUGAUGGUCGGGGAUGAUGGGAGUUGCAGUCUGCAACAUUGGCUGCUUCCAGCUUAUGCCAUACCGGGUUUGUAAGCCUUAAGAUAUCACAGGAGUCUUUGUCGAUGUUGCUGUACCAGCCUCAACAUGAUGCUUCUUCUGGGAACAUGGAAAUGGAGGGAUGGCCUCCGCAGAUUGUGAAGGAUGGCGUAAGCAUUCUCUGUCUUGCCCCUGGAUUUGCUCCUUUGCAAUAACAGCAUUGAGAAGUGCAGAAGUCAAACCGGGAGAUGUCAUUUGUCAGUGCAGGACUCCUGCGCUCUGCGCGUUCGGCUUAGCUGAUGAGUGAAACAUUAAGUGGGGGUUUGUGUGCCGUUCGUUACGCAGCUAUUGUUCCCGGGUGAAACGCUCUGCAAUUACACCUGCAUUUUUCUGAGCAGCGUUCAGCCUGCCGUUCCAAGCCAGCAAUUUGCUGCUCGCUUGUUUCAAAGAGGAGGAAGGGAAGAAAGAAAGAAGGGGGAAGUUUGUUUUCUUGGCUUUUAAGAACAGAACUUUGAAUAGAAGCAGAGGCUUUUUUCUUAAAGGAAUGUGUACUUUUAAAGAUGGAAUCCCAUUUGUUUUGGUUCCUAGUCCACUACACCCCCAAAACCUAGAAGGGCAGCGAGAAAUGACUCUGUAUCUCAUUAAUUCUCGUAACACUGUGAAGGGCAGUUUAAGUUUCAGGAGUGAGGUUACGGGGAACCAGGCAGAGGGCCUUCUCGGCAGCGGCACCUUCCCAUCAGAUGUCAAGGAGAUUUAAGUAACUAUAUAACUUUUAGGAGACAUCUGAAGGCAGCCCUGUAUCGGGAAGUUUUGUUUGCCUUUUUAUUAUGUUUAUACGUGCAUUGGAGGGACGCGGGUGGCACUGUGGGUUAAACCACAGAGCCUAGGACUUGCUGAUCAGAAGGUCGGCGGUUCGAAUCCCUGCGACGGGGUGAGCUUCCGUUGCUCGGUCCCUGCUCCUGCCAACCUAGCAGUUCAAAAGCACGUCAAAGUGCAAGUAGGUAAAUAGGUACCACUCCAGCGGGAAGGUAAACGGCAUUUCCGUGCGCUGCUCUGGUUCGCCAGAAGUGGCUUAGUCGUGCUGGCCACAUGACCCGGCUCCCUCGGCCAAUAAAGCAAGAUGAGCGCCGCAACCCCAGAGUCGUUCGCGACUGGACCUAAUUGUCAGGGGUCCCUUUACCUUUAUAGCACAUAUUGCUUUAUUGAUCUGCAUAAAAGGCCAGAUUCAACUAACCCGUUCCGCUAGUGCAGGGCAGUCCAACUUUUCAUACCAAGUGGGUCGCAAGAGUACUUAGACAUGGAACCUGUGGGUCUCACACUGCCUUGUCGGGUGGGGGAUCAAGGCGGAAAUAUGAGCCUCCUGCCCCCAUCCCUCUUGCUGUGUCCCCAAAGCUGGAGACGCCGGGUUUGGAGAAGGAGGUGUGAGGCUCUGGCAGGGUCCUUCCCAAAUCUGAGAAAGCGCUAACUAGGCUUUGGGAAGGAGGAGGGAGAACUCUAGGGUCCUGCCAGAGCCCUCAUGCGUCCUUCCCAAAGCCCAGUGCCUCCCUUAGUUAGCUUUGGGAUGGCAGCAUGAGAGUUGAAGGGCGUGUGUCACCAGCUAGACUGGGGACUGGGGACGGCUGCCGAGACCAUAUAACACCGGUCUUGAAAGACCUAUACUGGCUCCCAGUACGUUUCCAAGCACAAUUCAAAGUGUUGGUGCUGACCUUUAAAGCCCUAAACAGCCUCGGUCCAGUAUACCUGAAGGAGCGUCUCCACCUCCAUCGUUCUGCCCGGACACUGAGGUCCAGCGCCGAGGGCCUUCUGGCGGUUCCCUCGCUGCGAGAAGCCAAGUUACAGGGAACCAGGCAGAGGGCCUUCUCGGUAGUGGCACCCACCCUGUGGAACGCCCUCCCGCCAGAUGUCAAAGAGAAAAAUAACUACCAAACCUUUAGAAGUCAUCUAAAGGCAGCCCUGUUUAGGGAAUAGGUUAUUGUAUUUUAGUGUUUUGCUGGAAGCCGCCCAGAGUGGCUGGGGGGACCCAGCCAGAUGGGCAGGGUAUAAAUAAUAAAUGAUGAUGAUGAUGAUGUUGACGAGAGCUGCAUGUUGGAUCGCCCUGCUCUAGUGGAAGCCGGUGUAAGGACGCCCAUUAGGGAUUUCCUUCCCCCCUCUCUUUCCCUGGGCACCUCCCAAAUCUGCCACAAACCCCCCGAAAUUGCACAGAUGGAGGAGAAGGGAGAUCAUUCCGUCAGCGGGAAUGCUUGCGUUGAUGGACCGAUCGCAUCAGUGCAAUGUGGAAUUCCACCCAAAGUCUCCGUUCAACCAUACAGGACAUACGUCACGAUAUACCUAAUAAAAAUGUUUGUAUUUACAUGUUCAGGACGUACGAUUACAUGGAGAGUGGCUCGCGAAUCGGUAGCUAGAUAACCGGCUGCCUGGCUCUCACCAAACAGUUGUUGCAGGCCAGUCACUUGUGUGGCGUUGCUUACGAGACUGACCUUGGCGUCCAUCUCCUCCACCCCUGGCCCGGCUGAAUGAUUCCGUAAGUCCCUGAGGUGGAUCCGUCCCGGUCAGAAAUUAAGAGAGCUGUAAACACCUGUCAUCCUAUUAACUGUUAUGGGGAUAACCACAGUAUUUUCUGUUAAUGCGUUGGAGAGCCGAGCUUAGUAUUCUAAUCGGAGCUUGACCUCCAUGCCAGGUCAAUGGUGAGUGACUAAUAAGGAGAGGAGCACAGCCAUCUCUCUCCCCCCCCCCCGGCUCCAGCAUUUUAAUUAACGGAUUGGGGGGCGAGCCACCUUUUCAAAUGAGCAAAUAAAGGCGGCGUAAUUUAAUUAUAAUCUUUGAUACGCAGCGCUUACCAAGGCGAGGAUAUUGCAAUUUGUAGAUUUAUUCCUUUACGCUUGUCAGACAUGGGUUUAAAGGUUUAUUCGACUGGAAUGGAAUUAGGCAGCGCGGUACGCAUGAAUAUCUAAACCACUUACAUGCGCAAAUAAAACAAUGGCGGGAUUGAAAGCGUCUCCUCACUUUUCACUUUCGCCAGCCUGCGUAGAUUAUGCUCCAGGUGUGUGUGUGUGUGUGUGUGUGUGUGUGUGUGUGUGUGCUUUCGGUCUCCUCUUGCUCUAUAAACCAGGAACUUCAAAACUGUGUGUGGUGGGACUGCUGGCAUACUGUGAGUUCAAAGUGUCCCCGCAUUGAGGAGGCGGCCUGCCGCUUCUCUGCAUGAUUUACUGCUCUCGUCUUGCUUCCUUCUGCACAGCUUUCGUUCUGUCGUUCUUAAUGCACAUAAGGUAUUCACCUGGGAGGGGUGCACCACUUGUAUGUUUUCUAGUUAGUCACUGUUCUGAAAACAGUGAUGCGGAGCGGAAAAUUUUCUGGAAUAUUUUCCAGUGCUUUGUCCUUCCACAGAGAACGUUCCGCUUCCUAAGUUCAUACGCAAGAAUGAAUGGGUGUCAGCUUUUAAUAAAUAUCGGGCGAGCUUGGCAGUUUCAGCGUUUUUCUAAGCUUUCUUUACUAAAUGCAAGUAAAAUGAAUGGGCUUAAUUUAGAUCCCUCUCUAGGGCAGUGGUAGUCAACAUUGUGCCCUGUGACUGUCAUUGGACUCCAUCUCUGAUCAUCCCUAACCAAGAAUGGUAAUUGAUCAGUUAUGAUGGGAUCUGUAAUCCAACAACAUCCCUACUCUAGGGCAUCAGAACAAUUUCUGAGUCAAAUUAUUCCAUGCAAAUUACUCUAACCUGCAAAAGACUUUUUAAACAGUGCAUUAUCAGCAAGGUUGAACAACAACAAAACACCCAGCUUAUGCUCCCCCACCCUUUUCAGAGUCUUCGAAGUAAGACCAUCAAGUUUUGUCCAAAGCACAUGAUUUUUCCCAGAGUCCUUUCCCCGAGAACACCUCUCCAUAACUAUCUGGGAUAUUUUUCCAACUCAACUUUUCCUCCCUGCAAGAAGUGAAGCUACAGGGAACCAAGCAGAGGGCCUUCUUGGUAGCGGCACCCGCCCUGUGGAACACCCUCCCAUCAGAUGUCAAGGAAAUAAACAACUAUCUGACUUUUAGAAGACAUCUGAAGGCCUGUUUAGGAAAGUUUUUAAUGUUUGGUGUUUUACUGCUUUAUUAUUAAUAAUAAUAUUCUGCUGGGAGCCACCCAGAGUGGCUGGGGAAACCCAGCCAGAUGGGUGGAGUAUAAAUAAUUAAUUAUUAAUUAUUAAGAGCAUGGAAUGGGUUCCUCCAAAGGCAGGCAGUUCUGUAGUCUCUGUAUUGAGUAUUGAGAGUAACUGGAUUUUUCAGCAUACAUCAACCUGCCCUCUCUGUGUCUCUGCAUGAGUCAUUGCUCUGAGUUUUCUCCUUUCUGAUCAUGCCACUUGACUGAGCACUGACUCGUGGGGCAGAGAAAUCGGGGUAGGUUUUCUUGAGGGCAAGUAUGGAGCAAUCCCGUUGCUUCCAAUGAACAAUUACUUGCCACCGGAAGAGCCCACCCGCUUUGUCUCUGUAUGGGUUACUGCUUUGGAAUUGCCUCCUUGUCAAGAAGCGUGCCAGCGCAGUGAUGACUCGUGCAGAGACACAACGAGGUGGGCCUCCCGGGAGAAGGUAACUCUACUUCAUACUGUAAAAGGCAACUUGUUUCUGGAUGCAAGAGUGAAGCGUGCUUCCAUUUUAAUUCAGAAAAUUACGCACCUCAGCGGCAAGAAGUCUGGGAAAUAAUUACCGUCUUUUUCGCUCCAUAGGACACACUUUUUCCCUCUUAAAAACUAAGGGGGAAAGUCUGUGCGUCCUAUGGAGCGAAUGCAGGGGGGAGGCAGGCAGGAAAAGCCCCCAAGAGCCGCACACAAGCUUUGCAUGGCUCUUGGGGGCUUUUCCCCAGGAGGGAGAAGGGACUGACGCGGCCAGUCAGUCCCUUCUCCCUCCUCAUAGAAAAGACCGCAGGAGCCACGCGCUCCUUAAAAGGUGUGCGGCUCCUGUGGGCUUUUGCGGGAGGUGGGGGAAUUGCCAUCUUAAUUCAGCCUCUCCAGCCGGGAGAGGUUGUGCAAGGCUAAAGAGGAAGCCAAGGCAGCGAGCGGGAUGGAUCGCGCUCGCUCCCUUGGCUUCUUUAGCCGCGCUGGAGAGGUUUAGCUCCCGGCUGGAGAGGUUGUGCGGCUAUGGCAGAAGCCAAGACAGCCAGCGGGAUGGAUCCUGCUGGCUGUCUUGGCUUCUUUGCUCUUUGGGGCUGGGGGGGAAACCCGGGCUUCCCCCGCAGCCCCGAGAAGCUCUGGGAGAAGCGGACAGGCUUUUUCUUCAUUUCCCCCUCUAAAAACUAGGUGCGUCUUGUGGUCUGGUGCGUCCUAUAGAGUGAAAAAUACGGUAUGCAGGCACAGUAAAACAGGGAGCGGAUGAGCUGGGAUGCUGUCCCUCAUUUCCCCUCGAGGCACAAGUGGUAGGGAUGGCUGGAUAGCGUCAAAGGAGAAUAGGGACUUCCCAAAUCCAUCAAAGCAAUUUGAGGCAGAGACAAGAUUCAAAUUAGGGACUUCUUGUGUCACAGCUCAAGUCUUGACCCUGUUUUGUUUGACCAUCUCAGCCUGCCAAACGCUGAUGUCUGUUCACUCGUAGCAAGCUCCUCCUCUGCCUUUAUCUAGAAAAGCAUUUGCCUUUUCUUUCCUUUAGAUUGUCAUGCUGAAGAAUGACAUUCACCACUGCAAGACCUCCGGGAUAUUUCUGCGCCUCGGGGCUGGAGGCUUGAUUGCAGAAAACAACAUUCAUUCCAACUGCGAAGCCGGCGUGGACAUUCGGAAGGGAGCCAACCCUCUGAUCCUGGUAUUGACCUUUGCAGGCUUGGGUUUUUACCCAAAGAGCUUGACGCAACAAACUUGGGAUUCGCCUAACACAAAUGUUUGGUGAAUGUGGGCAUUCGUAAGAGAGAAGCAGCAGGCGGGAGGCAGGUGCUUACCCCUCCCCCUGCAAGUCUCCCUCCCCGGGGCACUUUUCCUCCUAGCUGGAGUCUUAAGCUGGAAAAAGGGCCUGGAAGGAAAGGAGCCUGGGGCAGAGGUUGCAUGAAGGGGUGUAAUGGCAAGCAGUCACACCCGUAAACACUUCUCCCCAGUGUAUGCCUCCCUAAAUUCACAUUAUGCUGCAGCCAGAGGCUUAGGAAUCCCAUGUUUCUUGCAUAACAUGACACCCGCUUUUGAUCUAAGGCUACCGUAUUUUUCGCUCUAUAAGACGCACCAGACCACAAGACGCACCUAGUUUUUGGAGGAGGAAAACAAGAAAAAAAAUAUUCUGAAUCUCAGAAGCCAGAACAGCAAGAGGGAUCGCUGCGCAGUGAAAGCUUCUUGAUAGCCGCGCAGCCGGCAUUCACUCCAUAACACACACACAUUUCCCCUUACUUUUUAGAAGGGAAAAAGUAAGUCUUAUAGAGAAAAAAUACGGUACUUGUUUUAUCCUCAAAUUCUUCUUCCUAUGUUUGCAUGAAAAGUCUGUUGCUCUCAGCCACUCCCAGUAAGUUUUAGGUUAUCCCCAUGCCAUGCUAAAGAUGUUGGAACUCCAUAAUGAUCACACAGCUUUCAUUGCCGUCCAAGAGUUAUUAAUUAGUUAUUAUUAGUUAUUAAUUAGUUAUUAUUGGGACGCGGGUGGUGCUGUGGGUUAAACCACAGAGCCUAGGACUUGCCGAUCAGAAGGUCGGCGGUUCACAUCCCCAUGACGGAGUGAGCUCCCGUUGCUCAGUCCCUGCUCCUGCCAACCUAGCAGUUCGAAAGCACGUCAAAGUGCAAGUAGAUAAAUAGGUACCACUCUGGCGGGAAGGUAAACGGCGUUUCCGUGCGCUGCUCUGGUUUGGCAGAAGCGGCUUAGUCAUUGCUGGCCACAGAACCCGGAAGCUGUAUGCCGGCUACCUUUAAUUAAUUAUUAUUAGGGACGUUUUUAAUGUUUGAAUUUCAUCAUGUUUUAAAUAUUCUGUUGGAAGCCACCCAGAGUGGCUAGUGAAACCCAGCCAGAUAGGUGGGGUAUAAAGAAUAAAUUAUUAUUAUUAUUUGGGUUGUGUUCUGUGUUGUGCAAGAGGAAGGCACCAUUAGUGAGAGGCUCCAUCCUUGCACAAGAUCAAGGGAAGUAAUAGUGCCACUGUAUUCUGCUCUGGUCAGACCUCACCUGGAGUACUGUGUCCAGUUCUGGGCACCACAGUUCAAGAAGGACACUGACAAACUGGAACGUGUCCAGAGGAGGGCAACCAAAAUGGUCAAAGGCCUGGAAAUGAUGCCUUAUGAGGAACGGCUAAGGGAGCUGGGCAUGUUUAGCCUGGAGAAGAGGAGGUUAAGGGGUGAUAUGAUAGCCAUGUUCAAAUAUAUAAAAGGAUGUCACAUAGAGGAGGGAGAAAGGUUGUUUUCUGCUGCUCCAGAGAAGCGGACACGGACCAAUGGAUCCAAACUACAAGAAAGAAGAUUCCACCUAAACAUUAGGAAGAACUUCCUGACAGUAAGAGCUGUUUGACAGUGGAAUUUGCUGCCAAGGAGUGUGGUGGAGUCUCCUUCUUUGGAGGUCUUUAAGCAGAGGCUUGACAACCAUAUGUCAGGAGUGCUCUGAUGGUGUUUCCUGCUUGGCAGGGGGUUGGACUCGAUGGCCCUUGUGGUCUCUUCCAACUCUGUGAUUAUACGAUUCUAUUCUAUGAUUCUAUGCACAAUUCAAGCAGGUGUGGACCUAGGCUUUCUGAUGGACAGCAGCCUUCCUUUAAGGAGGAGCAAGCAAUUCAAAAUUGAAUCAGCUGCCCAAGACAAGGGCUGGAGGGACUGGAGACACUUCCCAUUUAUUCUGACCUGUCGGUGCAAGGAGGUUUCCUUGCCUGAUGUGGUUCAUUCCCAUGCAUUCUUUCCUCACCCUUCUUUGGGUAGAAAACAGAGCGGACCAAACCUUUUCCUGUCCAUUGUGGUCCUGAUUCCUCACAAUACAGUGGCAUGGGAUGAUAGGUUGGUGACGUUUAAUGGCUCAUUCAGAUAUGUGCCUGUAUUUAUAAAAAGCAUUUAUCCCAUCCUCAGUCAAACUGUUCUCAGGACAGUGUCAAAGAACGCAUUUAAAGCAAUACUGUAAUUCCACCAGGAAAACAGAAGGCUGGCAAAAGAACAAAUACUCUUAGAUCACUGAGUAACUGAUUUCUGUUAUUACAUAGCAGAGUGGUAAUUCAAAAUGCCUGAGAAAAUUGCCGUGUCUUAACCUGGUUUCCAAAUUGAGCUGAUAUUGGUGCUAGGCAGGCCUCAGAGGGGAGGGUGUUCUGAAAUUUGGGUGCCCUCAGAGGAAACACCUCUGAAUAAAUGGGGCGCUUGUAGAAAAUUGAGGAGACCCGGCAAGAUGGUCUCCGACUUGCGUUUGGAAUUUUAGCUGGCUCACUCACCCCCAAAAUCGGAUCUACAAAUGUAACAUUGGCCUGUGGAUGCCAUUAUUCUCUCUGCCCGAGGAGCUAGGGUUGCUAACUGACCAGCAAAGGAAGAAGAAAUCCUGCCUGGCAAACUCCUGUGCCUUUUUAACAGCAGUUUAAUCUGCAGAAAUCAGUAGGUGAGGCUUUUUACACAGCAAGAAACCAAAACAACAUCACUUGCUAAUGACUGCAUAUUAAAAGCCACAGCUGAGACACAACUGAGAAGCUGUUAAGAGCUGAUUGAUCCAAUAAGCCUUUACCCUCUCCUUUAUUCCUGUCCAGCAAAAUUGGGAAUUGGUGGACGAGAUUAUGUAUUUAUCUGAGUAACAGGGCCAAGGUAGGAGGGGAGCCCUUUUGAUUUCCAUAUCGAGUGGCCACUAUAGAGGCAGAAGGCUUAGUCACAGCCAAAAUGCCAGGCCUUCUCCAAGGAAACACAAAAUUGGGCUCUUCCACUCGAAAACAAACCACUUCCAGCUUUGAAAGAGCUGGGUGCUUUUGUCCGGAGGCUUGCUGACCUUUCUGCUAUUGUACUGAGUCCUUGACUUUUCUGUGGCUGAUCUCCCUCUCUUGCUUUCUAUUUUUCAUUCCUCUUGUGCUUGUGCAUAAAUCAAACGGCAGUGUAAUAGGAUCCACGGUGGCCUUCGCUCCGGCAUCGUUGUCCUUGGCAACGGGAAAGGCAUCAUCCGUAGCAAUCAAAUAUAUGGAAAUAAAGAGGCUGGCAUUUACAUCCUGUAUAACGGCAACCCUCUGGUGAGGUAAGUUAUUCAACAGCAGCAUUCCUUGCCGUUUUUUGGAUGUCGGCUUGAAACAAUACACCCACACAUCCUCCAUACAGCUAAAGAGCAGGAAAGUUUAUUAUUAUUAUUAAGAACACUGACAGGGAGAUGAAGUCUUUAGGCCAAUGUACCUGCACGGGUGGCGCUGUGGGUUAAACCACAGAGCCUAGGACUUGCCACUCAGAAGGUCGGCGGUUCGAAUCCCCGCAACAGGGUGAGCUCCCGUUGUUCGAUUCCUGCUCCUGCCAACAUAGCAGUUCAAAAGCACCUCAAAGUGUAAGUAGAUAAAUAGGUACCGCUCCGGCGGGAAGGUAAAAGGCGUUUCCGUGUGCUGCUCUGGUUUGCCAGAAGCGGCUUAGUCAUGCUGGCCACAUGACCCGGAAGUUGCACGCCAGCUCCCUUGGCCAGUAAAGCAAGAUGAGCGCCGCAACCCCAGAGUCGGUCACGACUGGACCUAAUGGUCAGGGGUCCCUUUACCUUUACCUUUGUCUUUGCAGUCGCUUUGUGGGGAAGUAGCUUUCAUACUGUGUGUUCUGGGCAACUCAAAGGUUGCUGAUCUAGAAUGGUGAGCAAUGUUUCCCACUCUAUGUGGGGGGCUACCUUUGAAGGUGACUCGGAAACUACAACUAAUCCAGAAUGCAGCAGCUAGAUUAGUGACUGGGAGUGGCCACCAAGACCAUAUAACACCAGUCCUGAAAGACCUACAUUGGCUCCCAGUACGUUUCCAAGCACAAUUCAAAGUGUUGGUGCUGACCUUUAAAGCCCUAAACGGCCUCAGUCCUGUAUACCUGAAGGAGCAUCUCCACUCCCAUUGUUCAGCCCGGACACUGAGGUCCAGCUCCGAGGGCCUUCUGGCGGUUCCCUCACUGCAAGAAGCAAAGUUACAGGGAACCAGGAAGAGGGCCUUCUCAGUAGUGGCCCCCUCCCUGUGGAACACUCUGCCGUCAGAUCUCAAGGAAAUAAACAACUAUGUGGCUUUUAGGAGACAUCUGAAGGCAACCCUGUUUAGGGAAGUUUUUAAUGUUUGAUUUCUUGCUAUGUUUUAAUUUGUUGGACGCCACCCAGAGCGGCCAGGGUAACCCAGUCAGAUGGGCAGCAUAUAAAAAAUGGUUGUUCUUCCCAGAAAGGCAGCUUUCCCUCACACAGUCCUGCAGCAGCAGAUCGUGGUUCAUGCAAGGGCAGUGGUCCAUCCCAAUGGAACAUGGCCUGAGGGUGUGUUGUGAAGGGAUGGGGAAACUGUGGCUCUUCAGACAUUGCUAGCUUCCAAGUCAUGGCAGUUUCAGACCACCUUGCCAACGCACAAAGGGGGAUGGGAGCCAUACUCUGACAAUAGCUGAACGGCCCCAGUGUUCUCCAUCCCUGGCAAAGGGCUACUUUGGGUAGGCAGUCCAUAGAGCCAGUGUGGCAAAAUGGCUAGAGUUCGAAUAAACCAGAGUUUGAAUCCCAACUUGGCCGUGAAGUUCAGUUCAGUUCAUCACCUUCCAGGUGGUGGAGUUUUCAAACUUGGGAGUCUAUAGGGCAUGCAAACCUGCUACUGAUUUAUUGGCGGUUCUUGUUUUGAGAUGAAUGUCGGAGCUGUGCUGCGAAUGCAACAGCAGACACUUCUUGCAGGAAAACAAGAGCCCCACAACGCUCUUCCGAAACACAAAGCAACCUAGACAGGCUUAAGCAUCCGUUUGGGAACGGCUUGUUCCGGCAUAAUAGCCCGACUGACAAGUGUGAAACAGAUUUUAUUAAUCUGCAAACCAUAAGGGUCACGACUGGGCUGAAACAGACCUGUCAAAUAAGUAGCAAUUUCUAAAUAGGCAGCUGUCUUGUCGGGUGAUUAUGAUGCAGCGAAUGAAGUCUAGAGGAAAUGAACAUAAAAGAAGAAGGGAGCUCAGAGCGGAGACGUAAUUUCUCUUCCUAGACAACGCUGUCAGCAGCAUGCUCAUCAAAACAAAAAACCCUGCAAGUCUAUUAUAAUUGAGAUCAGUUUGUCCCUGCUAAAACAAGAGGCAUUUGACUUGAUCUUGCCUAGUGUUUUUGUUGCGGGAGAUGAGGCUUGUUAUUCUUAAGAAGAUAUUAUUGCUACGCUAAUUAUUCCCAAGCAGCCCUGAAUGUAUUUCAAACAGAAGUCUCACUUGGGUCUUUGGACCAAUCGGAAAGCUUGUUUCUCCUGCCUUUUUUCUUAAAAGCCUCAAUCCCAGAGGCUUCCAGAGAGUGGCUCCAGGAGAUUCUCUUUAGGUUGACAGAGAUCUCACCACACUAUUAUUCCCCCACAAAGAUCAUUUUCAGAGAAGGGAUGGGGACAGGGUGGAAAUAAGCACUGCUCGUUCUCCUUGAUCUCCCAGCAGCUUUCAAUACUGUUUAAAAAAAAAAAAAAUUAAUUGAAGUAAGCAAAUCAAUACUAUAAAAAACUCCCAGAAUAUUCAAGGGCUCAAGCUGUCAUAAUGAAAAACAACUGCUUCAUGUUAAGGAAACUUAGCUACCAUACUCUUUGCUGAUACCUUUUGAAGUUUCUGUCUUCAGUCUGACAACAGCAAAGUUUAAGAUAAUGACUUUUUGAAUUCAGAUAUAGUCACUUACUGGCAUCUGGUGACAAUCAAAAUCAUUUUUGGGUACCACUAAAAUAAAACUGCUGUAAUAUUUUCUCCUAUGGAAGUGUUGGCAGGCAUUUGUUGAGAUGGCUAAACUCUAUAGUAAAAUCUCUUUAAAAAAAGAUAGCCAGUACUAUAAAAAUAAUAGCAGUACAAAUGCAAAAAACGAAACGGUAUAUUCUGGGAACUGCCCUGAGAUGUUAUGAUGGGCAAAAUAUAAAUUUAAUUAAUUAAUUAUCCAAAAAAGACAUAAGCCAAGUACUUAGGACUAUUAGGAAAGCCAAAUUUCACAGAGGGAGUUCUUUGUGUUUGCACUUGUGUAGAAGAUAAAAUCACCACUAUUUUCUCACCUUGUGCUGUUAUACAGAUAAGCAAACUGUACAAAACACUGACAGUGUCUCCACCCCUUUUCAUUCCAGUGGGAACCACAUCUUCCAAGGCCUUGCUGCUGGCAUCGCUGUGAACGAGAACGGAAGAGGCCAAAUAACAGGUGUGGGAAGGAAAGCAUUUCUGGGGCAUGGGUUCGGAUCGGGCAAAAAAUAACCUCCAAACGGUGAAUCCUCAUUUCAGUUUUGGCAGGGUUUUUGGCACACACACCACCACUACACUCCUGGGCAGGAAGGUCCGUAGCUCAGUGGCUGAGCAAGUAAGACUGGGAAUGAAUGUCAGUUGCCUGACCCCCCUGGAGCUGCUGGCAGUCAGUGUAACAAUACUGAGUUUGAUAAGGCUGAUUCUGUAGUGGGCAGCUUCCUCCACUUCUGUGCUUCCAAGUUUCAUGUGACAAGGUCUUGGUGGUCCUUUCCCAUAACCCUCUAAGGUAGGCCAGUGUGCACAUCCCCAUCUUACAGAAGAGAGACUCUGGCUGCUUGCCUAAAGCCACUUUUUGACUUCAUGGCCGAAGUGCUGUUUGAUCCAUGGGCUUCCUAGCUCAUAGGAGAGUCACCUCAGAACUGCUGCAGCUCUGAACAACAAAAGUCUGGUGACCACUUCAUGGUUAUUUCUCUUGUCCGUUUGGCGCCACCUGCCUCUCAGAACUUCCCUUUUUGAGCACGGCCAGAGCAUUUCCUUAGUGCAGAGCUUUCCAGACUUUUCACGUUGGUGACACACUUUUUGGACGUGCAUCAUUUCACGACACAGCAGUUCAGUUUUACUAGCAAGCCGGAGGUUAAACGAACCCUUUCCAGCCCCAGGAGGAAUGCAGGGAACAUUUGUGCGACACGCCUACUCACUGCGGCCAACACACUAAUGUGUUGUGGCACACAAUUUGGAAAGCUUUCCCUUAGUGGUCUGUCACUGCGGUUCCCAGUCUGUCAUAGUAGCCAAGGAUCUGCGCUGGAAAGAGAACGCUCUCCUCCUUUCUCCUGUUCCCCCUUCUUCUCAUAACAAAACAAAACAAAACAAAACAAAAGGUAAAGGACCCCUGGACGGUAAAGUCCAGUCAAAGUUGACUAUGGGGUUGUGGCGCUCUUCUUGCUUUCCGGCCGAGGGAGCCGGCGUUUGUCCACAGACAGCUUUUUGGGGUCAUGUGGCCAGCAUGACUAAACUGCUUCUGGCACAACAGAGCACCGUGGCAGAAGCCAGAGUGCAUGGAAAUGCCAUUUACCUUCCCGCUACAGUGGUAGCUAUUUAUCUACUUGCACUGAUAUGCUUUUGGAUUGCUAGGUUGGCAGGAGCUGGGGCAGAGCAACGGGAGCUCACCCCAUCGCGGGGAUUCGAACCGCCGACCUACUGAUGGGCAAUCCCAAGAGUCUCAGUGGUUUAGACCACAGCGCCAUCCUCGUCCUUCAUAACAAACACAGUAAUAACCUUUCAUAACAACAAGCAUUUGGCUAGCUACAAGCUGGAUGAUGACACAGCCUUGGGCUGCCUCAGGUUGAUACAGAAGUCGAGGUAGAAACUGGCUUGACGUGAAAUAGUCUUUUCACGUCAUUCCUUCAGUGCUCCUUUGGAUAAUUGGCAGUCCUUUGUUUACCCUUCCUUUCUUAAACUGCUUUAGAAAACGUCAUCCGGGAGAACCAGUGGGGAGGUACAGACAUCCGCCGUGGAGGUGACCCUGUCCUCAGAAGUAACCUGAUCUGCUGUGGCUAUUCAGACGGCGUAGUGGUCGGGGAGCGUGGGAAAGGACUCAUAGAAGGAAACACCAUUUAUGGUAAAUCUUCUGACAGUGGGGUUAUUACCCCCUACGUAUCCUUGUUUCCCUGGGUCUUGUGUACUGAGUGUAGCAGAGCAGCUCUCCACAGACUGUUCUAGAAUCCAGUUUCAAAAUGGAUGAUGGCCUGUCAGGGACUGGCUGGACUCAGAAGAAUGGUAGGAGGCACCAGCUAGGGAACAUCCAAGGGAAAAGGGCUCAGAGCCAAGGAUUGGGGGGCUGGACAAUGAUGAGUCAGAGGGAGAUGACGGGGAAGAGGAAGUGUUGGAAGCUAAAAAGGAAACAAGGCUUUGUGAGCUUGGGAGAGGCUGUGGUAGAGGGAAGUCCGGGAUCGGAGGCAGAAGCUGGAGAGGAGGGAGGCCAAGAAGCAGAGAUGAGUCUGGCUGGUGAAGAGUCACAGGUGUCUUCCCCUCCUGCUGCAACUGGCUCUCGUCUCCCAGAACCAGUAGAGGCAUGAAAAGGGCGGAGGAAAGGUUGGUUGCAUACAGACGCAGUCUCCAAUUGCCCGGGGAAAGCCUUGGAGAAGAGGGACUUGGAUGUCUGUGGGGAGGCAGGGACUUUCUGUUUCAACAACUGAUUUUCAUGGAGGAAGACCACCAGGAAUGAGCUGUCCUGCUUAUUAGGCCUGACACUCAGCCCAGUCUGCGGAGAUUCUGCCUCUCACCAUUCCUCAGCCUCCAACCAGUUCAGGACACCUUGGACCCGGCCCAAGAUUUUUCAGUCUCUUGCACAAUGUUACAUCAGGAAGACAGGCCAAUGUGCUUUCUCCCUCUUCUCUUGGCAUAGGGAACAAGGGCUGCGGUGUCUGGAUAAUGUCCUCCAGCCUCCCGCACAUCGCAAACAACCAAAUCGGUCACAACAGCAUCUAUGGGAUUGCGGUGUUUUGCCGCAAAGAUGAUGCUAAUGACUACCUCGCCAACCAAGGGGGCAACGAGAACUUCAAUGACGAAGGAGAAGCUGCCAACUGGGAGAAUGACCUGGAGAGUGAGGAUGAGCGCGUGGUUAUCCGGAGGCCAAUCAGCGUGGCUCUCGUGGAGUCGAACAACAUCAACCACAAUGGAGGUGAGUGCUAGCCGGGAACAUUGUGUAGCCAGCCUUGUCCAUGGGAAAGGCCAAAGAGGCUCCAAAGAACAUUCCGAGAAUUCCUUCUGGGAAUAAUAAUAAUAAUAUCUCUCCCAUCUGGCCGGGUCUCCCUAGCUACUCUGGGUCUCAACAGAAUAUUAAAAACACGAUAAAACAUCAAACAUUAAAAACUUCAGAUGUCUUCUAAAAGUCAGAUAGUUGUUUAUUUCCUUGACAUCUGACAGGAGAGUGUUCCACAGGGCAGGUGCCACUACCGAGAAGGUCCUCUGCCUGGUUCCCUGUAGCUUCACUUCUCGCAGUGAGGGAACCGCCAGAAGGCCCUCGGAGCUGGACCUCAGUGUCUGGGCUGAACGAUGGGAGUGGAGACGCUCCUUCAGGUAUACUGGGAAGCUCCUGCAGAAACGCUACGCUUGCCCCACCACCGGUUUCGGUGACUUAUGGUGCCGCGAUCCCCCGUGUGGCACCAGUCACCGUGCCGCCUGCAACCUGGAGCAAUGUGACGCUGAGCCGCCGUGCCAAAACACUAUAAAGUAGUGCCGGACCUCAGCAAAGAUGUGCCAGAGCUCAGUUCCGGUGAGUUCUGGCUGAAAAAAGCUCUGCCAGUUGGUAUAAUAAAAUAUCACACCUUCCUUAAAAUCAUGAUCCUAGCCAUAUAGCUGGGGUCUGUUUAACUGGGGGCAAUUUAUUGUUUUUAAUGCAGAUAUUAACAUUGCAGCAUCUUCAUCGUUUGACUUCAGUGUAGGUGCAUUUCCGGGUUUCUGUCCCUUCUUGCCCCAGGUGGUUGUUGUUGGUAAAAUAGGUUAUUGAUUCAGGGGUGCUUUUCCUCCUCUCGUAGCUGCUGGCUUGUACAUCAAGAGCAGCGAAGCCCUGAACAUCAUUGGAAACGCCAUCCACGCCAACCACGACUGCGGGGUCUCCGUGUUCCAAAGCUCGCAGCUGACGAGAAUCGCAAACAACAGCAUCUCUUGCAAUAGCCUCGGGGGAGUCGUGGUGGAAGCAGAAUGCCGGGUGGAGCUUCGUGGGAACGGCAUUUAUGACAACAGCAGCCACGGGGUGGCCUCCAAGGGCGAGGGAAUCGUCACCGAGAAUGACAUUUUGGGCAAUCAGGGCUGCGGCCUCAAGCUGCUGCAGGCAGCCGAUAUGAAGGUGCGUGGCGAAAUAAAAGAGAACAAGCUUGCUUGUUACCAGGGAAUCGUGGAGUUGGAAGGGAUCCCAGUGAUCAUCCAGUCUAGCCCCCUGCAGUGCAGGAAUUACAGCUGAAAAAUCCCUGGCGGGUGGCCUUCCAUAGAAUUACAGAGUUGGAAAGGCCCCAAGAGUCAUCUAAAUAGUCAUAAAUAAUCAUUAUGAUGAUUUGUGGUUAUUUAGAUGACUCAUUAUGAUUAUCUAUAUUUCACCAGCCCUCCAAGAAGGGUUGCAUGCACAAGUCACCGUAUUUUUCGCUCUAUAAGACGCACCAGACCACAAUACGCACCUAGUUUUUGGAGGAGGAAAACAAGAAAAAAAAAUAUUCUGAAUCUCAAAAGCCAGAACAGCAAGAGGGAUCGCUUCGCAGUGAAAGCAGCGAUACCUCUUGCUGUUCUGGCUUCUGGGAUAGCUGCGCAGCCUGCAUUCACUCCAUAAGACGCACACACAUUUCCCCUUACUUUUUAGGAGGGAAAAAGUGAGUCUUAUAGAGCAAAAAAUACGGUACCUCAUUUUUUCCUUCCAGCAGUGAUAUUUAUAUGUGUGAAAGCUGCCCCAGGUUCUUUGGCCAUUUAAAAAAUAUAGUUCUCUUUUUUUCUCCUAGAAAAGACUGCACAAGAUUUUCUGUUUAGAUUUCAAACAUAACACACUACUUUACUUGGAAUACUAAAACCUGUGUGUGUGUGUGUGUGUGUGUGUGUGUGUGUGUACACACAGACACAAAUACGUUUUAGUAUUCCAAGUAAAGUAGCCACUUUAUAUAUAAAGGGACGCAGGUGGCACUGUGGUCUAAACUACUGACUUGGGCGUGCCGAUCAGAACGUCGGCAGUUCGAAUCCCCGCAACGGGGUGAGCUCCCAUUGCUCUGUCCCAGCUCCUGCCAACCUAGCAGUUUGAAAGCACACCAGUGCAAAUUGAUAAAUAGGUACCUCUGCGGCAGGAAGGCAAACGGCGUUUCCGUGCGCUCUGGUUUCCAUCAUAGUGUCCCGUUGUGCCAGAAGGGGUUUUGUCAUACUGGCCACAUGAUCCGGAAAUCUGUCUGUGGACAAAUGCCAUCUCCCUUGACCUGAAAGCGAGAUGAGCACAACAACCCCAUAGUCGCCUUUGACUGGACUUAACCACCCAGGGGUUCUUUACCUUAGCCAUAUCACACACACACACACACACACACACACACACACACACACACUGGUACCUUGGUUCUCAAACUUAAUCCGUUCUGGAAGUUUGGUUCCAAAACCAAAGCGUUCUUAAACCAAGGUGUGCUUUCCCAUAGAAAGUGAUGCAAAAUGGAUUAAUCAGUUCUCGACUUUUAAAAACAACCCCUAAAACAGCAAUUUAACAUGAAUUUGACUAUUUAACGAGACCAUUGAUCCAUAACAUUAAAGCAAUAAUCAAUGUACUGUACUAUAAAAUAAAUAAGAGAGUAUUGUAGAUACUUGGUUCCAGGAGCACACUUGGAGAGCUAAGAAACUUCUGUGAACACCGCAGAAUACCUAUUUCACAGGAAGGAAGAAAAACGCGAUGCUCAGAACCACCACCACCCCGCCCCCAAAAGGAAUCGAAACACCUACACACACGUUCCCAAAGAAAUAAAACAGACAAACGAGCUGCAACCAAACAACAAAAUUCCAAAAAAAAUCCCACAUCGCUCAAUUAAAAAAAAAAACAAUUGCAAAAAUGGGGAGGGGUGCAAAGUGCCCACACACCUCUAUAUUGAUAAGUGAGCACAUUUUAAUAGGAAGCCUAAGGCUUGUUUGUUGCCUCUGCUGCUGUUUUCUCAUUUGCGUUCUGGCAAGAAUCCAUUGCCUACCCCAAGAGAAGUAGAAGAGCAAGUAAACAGGUUGGAACAGUCCUCAGAGAAGCAGGGGGGAAAGCUGCUGCUGUGGAGAGAAAUAGCAUGUUGAAUGUGGUCCCAGAAAAUGACAGGCGUGAAGGAGGCGAAAGAAAUAAACAAAUGGGAGAAGAUGAGGAUGUACCGAUCCAUUCACUGACACAAGAGCCCUUAACACCCCAGCAAAACACACACACAAACGUGCAAGUUCUGCAGUAGAUAUUUUUUAAAGGAAAUUGUGUCUUAAUUUGUGUACCAACCUCCAGGAAAUGCUCCCAUUUCUUUCUCAGUUGUUCUUCAUAAUAAUAAUAAUAAUAAUAAUAAUAAUAAUAAUAAUUUAUUAUUUAUACCCCUCCCAUCUGGCUGAGUUUCCCCAGCCACUCUGGGCGGCUCCCAAUCAAGUGUUAAAAACAGUACAGCUUUAAAUAUUAAAAACUUCCCUGAACAGGGCUGCCUUCAGAUGUCUUUUAAAGAUAGGAUAGCUGCUUAUUUCCUUCACAUCUGAAGGGAGGGUGUUCCACAGGGAGGGCGCCACUACCGAGAAGGCCCUCUGUCUGGUUCCCUGUAACCUCACUUCUCGCAGCGAGGGAACCACCAGAAGGCCCUCGGCGCUGGACCUCAGUGUCUGGGCUGAACGAUGGAGGUGGAGACGCUCCUUCAGGUAUACUGGGCCAAGGCCGUUUAGGGCUUUCAAGGUCAGCAUCAACACUUUGAAUUGUGCUCGGAAACGUACUGGGAGCCAGUGCAGAUCUCUCAGAACCGGUGUCGAUUCUUGUCGAUUUCAGUAUCGCCAUAUAGUGGAAUUUGAGUGUGUGUUGCACCACCAGCAGCUGGUAAUUUUACACAGUUUCCCACAGAACUGCUGUUGGCCAAUUCCCUCUUGGACAUGGGCAUAACUAGAAUUUUUGUUGUGGGGGUGGGGGGACAGGACACCCACCUGACCUCAUCCUCUGUCUGGCUCCGAUUUGGAAUGAAAUGUCUCAACAACAGUUGUUUUAAUUUACUUUCUUUUGACCCCCAAGUGCUCCGAAAAAUCUGUCAAAAUCUUCAGUCAUUUGUUUUGUUUUUUUUUAAAAAAAUAAUAUUUAUUAAUUUUCCAACAGUUUAAACACAACACUACAAAAAAAAAAAAUAAAAAAGACAAUACAAAAACACUACAAAGCACUAACACAUAAAACUAACAAAACAAAAACAAGACCCAUUUAAAACACAUCGAACAAUUUCAUUAUCUUAUCUUUCAUUCACUUGUUUCCACGACCUCCUCACACCUCCCUUUUUGUAUUCCACUUCUGUUAAUUGUUUCAGCAAUUCCUUUCCAUCUUCCUCUGUUUUCUAUCCUAUAAUAAUCUUGACACAUUCUAACCUUAUUUUUCCCUUUAAUACUCUAUUAAUCUAUUUAUGCUUAAUUCCUUAUAACAUUUCUACUAAAGCCAUAUAACUUCAUUCCAACAUUUUUCUAACAUUCAUUAAUUUUACAGUAUUUCUGUAAAUAGUCUUUAAACUUUUUCCAGUCUUCUUCCACCGACUCUUCUCCCUGGUCUCGGAUUCUGCCAGUCAUUUCCGCCAGUUCCAUAUAGUCCAUCAACUUCAUCUGCCAUUCUUCCUGGGUGGGUAAAUCUUGUGUCUUCCAAUACUUCGCGAUGAGUAUUCUUGCUGCUGUUGUUGCAUACAUAAAAAAAGUUCUAUCCUUCUUUGGCACCAAUUGGCCGACCAUGCCCAGGAGAAAGGCCUCUGGUUUCUUCAGAAAGGUAUAUUCAAAUACCUUUUUCAUUUCGUUAUAAAUCAUCUCCCAGAAAGUCUUAAUCCUUGGGCAUGUCCACCAAAGGUGAAAGAAUGUACCUUCAGUCUCAUUACAUUUCCAGCAUUUAUUACCGGGCAAAUGGUAAAUUUUUGCAAGCUUGACUGGUGUCAUGUACCACCUAUAAAUCAUUUUCAUUAAAUUUUCUCUUAGGGCAUUACAUGCCGUGAAUUUCAUACCUGUUGUCCAUAACUGCUCCCAGCCAGCCAUCAUAAUAUUAUGUCCAACAUCUUGUGCCCAUUUAAUCAUAGCUGAUUUCACCAUUUCAUCCUGAGUGUUCCAUUUCAACAGCAAGUUAUACAUUCUUGACAAAUUCUUAAUUUUUGGAUCUAACAAUUCUGUUUCCAAUUUUGAUUUUUCCACCUGGAAACCAACUUUUUUGUCCAAAUUGUAUGCCUCCAUUAUUUGGUAAUAAUGGAGCCAAUCUCGCACUUUGUUUUUCAAUUUUUCAAAGCUCUGCAAUUUUAUUCUGUCUCCAUCUUGUUCCAGAAUUUCCCAAUAUUUCGGCCAUUUGGCCUCCAUAUUGAGUUUUUUCUGUGCCUUCGCUUCCAUUGGUGACAACCAUCUUGGGGUUUUCUUUUCUAACAAAUCCUUAUAUCUUAUCCAGACAUUAAACAAUUUCUAACAAUAUGAUUUUUAAACGCUUUAUGUGCUUUUACUUUAUCGUACCACAAAUAUGCAUGCCAACCAAAUGCAUUAUUGAAGCCUUCUAAAUCCAACACGUCCAUGUUUUCAAUAAGCAGCCAUUCUCUCAGCCAGCAAAAAGCAGCUGAUUCAUAAUAGAGUUUAAGGUCUGGCAGGGCAAAACCACCUCUUUCUUUAGCAUCAGUUAAUAUCUUAAAUUUUAUUCUAGGCUUUUUGCCCUGCCACACAAAUCUGGAAAUAUCUUUCUGCCACUUCUUGAAACAAUCCAUCUCAAAAUCUUCAGUCAUUUGAAAACUUGGAAGUUUAAAAAAGACGAACACCACCAGAGAAUAUCUUUCCUGAGGUUACUGAGUAUGUUUUGCCAAAUUACAAAGAACACACUUUCUUUUCCAUCUUAUUGGAAAAAAACCACAACUAAAUUAAAACAGGGUUUUAUUGGAUUUGCUGAAAACCUUUCAGCACUUCCUUCUCAAAUUCCUUCUUUUUUCCAAUGCAGUUUUUCUGUGCACACUCAGUAAGCAGAGCCCAUUGAGACCCUCCCCGUCACAGUCUUUACCCUCCGCAAGGUACUAAAUGACUGCUCUAUGGUACAAGAGGUACGUGGCUGAGCAAGAGAGAUGAGCCGAGGGGGAUGCGGGUGGUGCUGUGGGUUAAACCACAGAGCCUAGGACUUGCCAAUCAGAAGUUUGGCGGUUCGAAUCCCCGCUACGGAGUGAGCUCCCGUUGCUCAGUCCCUGCUCCUGCCAACCUGGCAGUUCGAAAGCACAUCAAAGUGCAAGUAGAUAAAUAGGUACCACUCUGUUGGGAAUGUAAACGGCGUUUCCGUGCACUGCUCUGGUUCGCCAGAAGUGGCUUAGUCAUGCUGGCCACAUGACCUGGAAGCUGCACACCGGCUCCCUUGGCCAAUAAAGCAAGAUGAACCCCAGAGUCGGCCAUGACUGGACCUAAUGGCAGGGGUCCCUUUACGUUUAAAAUAUUUCUGCCUCUUUUACUAGGUCUGCUAUGUUCAGCUCUUUUAACUGCUAUUUGCUGAGCUUCUCCUUCCAGCAUGGUUCAGCUUCGGAGUUGAAGACUUGCAAUUUCGGGUUGCCAGUUGCGUUGCAACAUCAUCCAAGUAACCCCAACACAGAGAAAUAUUCUGAUUAUUUCUACUUUUAGUUAAGUAGUUUUAUUUAUUUACUUUAUUUAUUUAUUUAAUCUCAGACAACCUUAUCAACCGCCUCCCCCAGUGGACUACUUACCAGGGCCUUGGUUUUGUGAUGGAGUUGUAGCAUUUUAGGUGUAACGUGGUGCUACAGUGUUCUAGAGCUGCAUUUGCAUAAUACAUUUGCAAAUACCUCCUCCUCUUCUUCUUCUUCAAAUUUAUUUAUUUGGUUUCUCAAAUUAAAAUUUUACAGAGAUAUAUCAAACAUAAAUCAAAUCAUAGAAACAAGAUUCCUAGGAAUCUCCUGAACUUCCAUCCUCCCCUUUAUGGGUCCUGUUAUUAAAAAUCCUUCCCUCCCGCAUCUUUUAUGUUAAUCCAAACCCUUUGCCUCUUCCAUUAUGUCCAGAAUUCAACCUAAAACCACAAGUGAUAUUCCAAUCCUAACCAUUUUAACGGUUUGCAAUGGUCUUUAAGAUAAGUUAUAAAUUUUCCCCAUUCCUUAUUAAAAUUUUGGUCUUCCUGAUUUCUGAUUCUGCCAGUCAUUUUAGCCAUUUUGGCAUAAUCCAUCAAGUUGAUCUGCCAUUUUUCUCUGGUUGGGACUUUAUCUUCUUUCCAUCUCUGGGCCAGUAACAUCCGCACAGCCGUGGUCGCAUACAUAAAUAGUCUUUUCUGCUCCUUUGGGAUUUCAGCACCUAGAAUUCCUAAAAGGAAGGCUUCAGGUUUUUUAACAAAGGUUGUUUUAAACAUUUUUUUUUCAACUCAUAAUAUAUCAUUUCCCAAAAUCCUUUUACUACUUUACAAUUCCACCGCAUAUGAUAAAAGGCGCCUUCUUUUUCCUUACAUUUCCAGCAUACAUUUGAGCCUGUUUUAUGCAAUUUUGCUAAUUUACUAGGAGUUAAAAUACCAUCCGUACAUCAUUUUCAUAUAAUUUUCUUUCAACGUAUAACAUGCCAUGAAUUUUAAAUCCCAAUUCCAUAACUUCCCCCAAGCACCAUAAUACCACUUUAAGCAGACAUGGCUUCUACCGCAGAAUCCUGGGAACUUUUGUUAAGGGUGCCAGUAGUUGGUAAGGAGACCCUUAUUCCUCAGAGCGACAUAACCGUCAGUUCCUCUUCGCAGGGAACAGUCUUCCUGACUUCUAGUUCCUUUAGACCAGGCAUAGGCAAACUCGGCCCUCCAGAUGUUUUGGGACUACAACUCCCAUCAUCCCUAGCUAACAGGACCAGUGGUCAGGGAUGAUGGGAAUUGUAGUCUCAAAACAUCUGAAGGGCCAACUUUGCCUAUGCUGCUUUAGACCUUUUCUCUCUUGAGGUUCAACUGGCACCAAAUUUCCAUGGUGUUCAGAAGCUCACAUAGGUCCCUGCCAAGCUGUCUUGGGCGCUUCUUUUUAAAAUCACCUGCUUCUGGAAAACCAACCUGCUCUUUCUCUUCCAGAAUGAUGAAUCAUCUCGUUUUGCUAUUGGAGUGCUAUGUUAACAAUAAUUGUGUUUUCCUCUUUUCCUUCAAGGUAACCAAGAACAGAAUCCACUCCUUUCGAGAUUAUGCGAUUGAGAUGCUUGACCAGACCAAGGCCUUGGUGCAAGACAAUGUGAUUUUCCAAGGGAAGUCCAAAAAGAGCAUUUUGCAGCAGGCCUCUGACACGGAAGCCUGUGUCGUUCAAAGCAACAAGCUCCUGGCAUUCAAGAAAAGGUAAGUUAGGAAGCCCUUUGGGGACUUGAGAAUAUGAGGACCCUUAUUCCAUACAGCUGGUGCCCUCUACAUUUUAAGCAUACAGUGGUGCCCCGCAAGACGAAUGCCUCGCAAGACAGAAAACCCGCUAGACGAAAGGGUUUUCCGUUUUGGAGGUGCUUCGCAAAACGAAUUUCCUAUGGGCUUGCUUCGCAAGACGAAAAUGUCUUGCGAGUUCCUGUGGGGGUUUUUUCCUCCCCCCCCCCUUUUCCCCAAGCCGCUAAGCCGCUUAUCAGCUGAUCCGCUAAGCCGCUUAACAGCUGAUCUGUUAAGCCACUAAGCCGCUUAUCAGCUGCUCCGCUAAGCCCGCUAAGCCGCUAAUAGCGCUAAUCCGCUAAACCGCUAAUGGGCUUGCUUCACAAGACGAAAAAGCCGCAAGACGAAGAGACUCGCGGAACGGAUUCUUUUCGUCUUGCGAGGCACCACUGUACCGUGUUUUUCCAUGUGUAAGGCGGCGUUGAUUCAGACUAGGUUAUCUGAUGAACGCAUUGUUAUGUCUUCCUGUCCUUCCAGGUCGGACGUUGCCUGGACCCUGGAGAACCCCCCGGCGCGGCCUCACAUCGAAGGAGCCUCCAGAGGUGUAUCAACGUCUGGGAAUAGUCAGAAAGUCUCAAACAUGACUGCCAGGAUAGCGGCAAGAGUGGAUGGGGGCUGCCAUAACAACGGGAGCAUCUUUUGUACAAUUGUGUGA
Messenger RNA from Podarcis lilfordi (Lilford's wall lizard), 38334 nucleotides. NCBI's taxonomy places the organism in Eukaryota, Metazoa, Chordata, Lepidosauria, Squamata, Lacertidae. The record is from the annotation of a GenBank genome assembly.